CAGAUAGGGGAGGGUUUGUGUCCACCUUGUCUGGGUGUGUCCCUCUAAAAGCAGCAGGUACUACUGCCGCAUUUCUUACUCUGCCUCUGCUGUGAAGACUUGAACCGCCCGGGAUGGAUCUGCUCACCUUUAAGCCUCUUCUGUUUCUGCUCCUUUUAAUCGGAUGCUGUGUGGGGCAGGACAUUCUGCCGGAGGGUCCGGUGGACGCAGUUGUGGGGAGAAAUGUGACUUUGAAAACCCUGCUUAACAAGCCGCAGUAUGUCUUUAUAACCUGGAAUUACAACGAUGGGAGUGAACAGAUUAAUGUCGCCACCUUGGGUCCAAAAGGGACCAAAGUGGGAGAGCCUUAUGAAGGAAGAGUGUCCAUUGACGCGACCACCGGCGACUUGACCAUGACGUCACUGAAGUCGGAGGACAGCGGGGAUUAUAGCAUCAGCAUACUGGCAGAAGACAGCACCACCAGGACCGCAGAGACUCAGCUCCGAGUUCUGAAGCCCGUGUCUGAAGUAGUCAUCGUGCCCAACAUGCCCGAGGCGAUCGAACACAACAGCACCGUGGUCCUGAACUGCUCCGCUAAAGGCUCCUUCCUCACAUUCACCUGGACUAACGGCACCGCCCCCAUCAUGGACGACGGCAAACGGCUCACAAUUAAAAAUGAGGAACUGUCCAGCACACUGACCAUCACAGGUGUACUCAGGUCAGAUCUGGUCGGCCCUAUCUACUGCUCAGCUGCUAACAACCUGGAGAAAGAGAAGAGUGCACCCUUCAACCUCACUGUCUUCUACGGACCAGAUACAAUCACCAUCAGUCCUCCGAGUCCUCCCGAGUUCAUCCAAUCCGGCGCCAACUUCAGCCUGUCCUGUUCAGCGAGCUCCAGCCCACCCGCCACCUUCACCUGGUUCCACAACCAGCAGCCGAUGGAUGCGUCGGGUUCCGUCCUCACUCUGAAACAGAUCGAGGAACAGGGGUUAGGGAAGCAGACGGAAGGAUACACAUGCACGGCUAUAAACGCCAAGACCGAGCGCGCCGUCUCCUCUCCUGCUGUUUCCUUCGCUGUGAUGGAGCCCAUCUCAGGUACCACCAUCACCGGUCCAACUGCGACCCUCAUCGCCGGCAACAGCACAGCAAACAUCAGCUGCCAUGCGAAGGCCGGCACCGUGAAGACCAGGACCUGGCUGAAAGAUGGCAAACCUCUGACUGCCAGCUCCCACCUGGUGUUCUCUGAAGACAUGAGCUCAAUGAUGAUCAGCCUGCUGCAGAAAGAGGACAACGGAGAGUACACGUGUCAGCUCGUCAACCCCGUCAGCACUGACACAGCCUCCUACAAGAUGGUGGUCAACUACGGUCCUGAACAAGCGGUGGUGAAGGGUGAAGGGGCCGUAGAGGUGAACGACCAUGUGAAGCUCACCUGCUCCGCGAUGUCCAUCCCACCCGCCAACUUCAGCUGGAAGUUUAACGGCACAGUGACCGGCGUGAAAACGGCGCUGUACACCAUUGAGAAAGCCGUUUACAAAAACACUGGAACGUACAUGUGUGAGGCGCUAAACGCUGUCACCGGCAAGACCACCACGCACACCUUCAACCUGUCUGUCAAAGAGGAGGGAACGUUGGAUGAAGGUCUGUCAGACGGAGCCAUCGCCGGAAUCGUCAUCGCCGUCCUCGUCGCUCUUGCCGCCGCCAUCGGGUUAAUCAUAUACUGCCGACAGAAAGUACCGGUCGAGUCGCCGUACUAAAGACGUCCCUGCACACCGGUGGAGAUCCGACCGUUUUGUUUCCCAUGAUCCAUCUCUGCAGCUGGGAGGGAAGUCCUAUAGGGGUCCAGCCGGUUUUUCCUGUGAAGCCCUCGUUGGACCAGCUUUUCCCAUCAUCCCCCUCUCUCUGCCUCUCUCUGUCUGUGCCUGACGAGGACAAUGGAAACUUGAUUUAACCCAAACGAUGGAUUCUAUCAGCAUUUGGAUUAUUAGCUGGAAUCUUCACUGUUAAUCUGAUUUAAUUUUUUUUUUUUUUUUUUUUUUUUCACCUUCACCUUCACCUUACCCACAAACCGUCACUGGAUCAUCCUCAUCAUCAUCCUUCUCUUCUUCUCUUCCGCUCGGUGUAAACAGACGUUGUCCGUCACCUUUUGUCUGGAUCACUGCUGAGAGAAACUCUGAGACGUUUCCUGAUGGACUGAUGGUUACAAUGAGUGACUCUCUUUAUCCUGCUGGAAACCUGAUCACACACGCGCACACACACACACACGCACGCACGCGCACACACACGCACACACAGUAACACCAUAUGACUGUGGUGUCUGGGUGAUCACACACAUACACACUCAGGCCACACACGUAGACAUUCAGGGGCUCUGGGUUAAAAAAAAUACAAUGAAAAAAGUUUUUGUGGUUUGAUUUAUCUCACUCUCUGUGCCAGGUGGGUGGAGUUUGCCUGAUGGGGGAUGCUUCAAAUGCGCUGAAGGGUUUUCAAGUAAAUGUUGUGAUGCUUCUCUUUGCUCGACAGUGUCACCGGAUCCAAAAUACCUCAGUUUGUUCUGUGCUCACCACUUUGUACAAAGUCUUUUCUAACGCACCUGUUGAGCCGACUUAGCGUGUCUGCCAUGUCUGUCUCCCUCCCUAUGCAGCUGCUUUCCCCCUAAUGUCUCUGUUGUUUCACUAUGUCCGACAGAAGAUUUCAACUCCUCUGAGCUUCCACCUUAAAACAUCUGGACGAAAACAACAUUUCCAUUAAUUUAUGGCCAUUUUUAACAUGUGAACAUAGUUGUGUAAAAGCCCUUUAAAGCCCCAGAUUGUGGCAGUAAUGCAAAACAAGAUACCCCAAUAUAACAUCCAUCCAUCCAAUAAUCAUAAUCAGUAAAAAUUAUUUUUAUUAUAUUGCUCAAAACAAAGUUGGGGUACUUUAUUUUGAAAAAUGACUGAAACUAUAAAAUUAGAAUAAUCAAAUAAGUAGACAUGACACAUGACAGUAAAACAAUAACCACUAAUGAUAAUAAAAUUACACUAUAUGUUAUAUGAGUUCUUUUCUGAAUACUUUACAUGAAGUAGAAAGAAACUAAAACACACGUGCAGACUGACAGAGGACAGGAAAUAAAUAAAUAAAAGCAGUUUUACAAAGCAGAAUUUUUAGAGAGUUCUUGAAUGUAGCACGAUUAACAGAGGCAAACACCCCCCUCCCCCCGUGGCCCCUCAUAUUGGUACAUUUUUCAGUGACAUCUAUAAAUCCCUUCAAAUCUCCCAUAAAAACAAGUCGGGGCCCCUGAUGACGUGUGCUGCAGCAAGAGUCUACCGAUUGCCUGCAUGUGAGGCGUUUAGGGGACAUCUGUAAAUUGUAGUGAGUGCUAGUAGUCUGCAUGGGGGGUGGGGUUGAGAUUGGUGGAUUGGACCACCCCCCCCUCCAGAGUUCAGGAUAGUCACUGACGCCUGGAGCUCAGGUGUGCUCUGGGAGGAGGGGAUGUAAAUUAAAAACAAAAGGGGUUCAAACGAAAUUAAAUUUUGUCAAACUCUUUUUAUUAAUUAGAAUUGAGUUUUUGAAGUGAACAUUUGUGUAUUUGUGAUUUGGCGAAGAUGAUUGUGUUACCUCGGAGAGCGUUACAGCUCCUAUUCAUGGUCCCACACCUGUUUAAAUCUUCCUGUUUAAAGUGCUUGUAGUCAGUUUAACUCAUGGAAACACAUUAAAAGAGGACACUGUCCAUGGGAAGUCUCCUUCCAUCAUCUGUCGGCUGUGAUUCUGGCUUUCUUUCAGCUUUUUUUCCCUCUCACGCUUUACCUUCAUCCUCCCCCCUUCUUUAUGGUCCAGGAUCCUCUUGAGUCUUUGUUUAAAUCGUCCCAAGUCGUCCUCAGUGGAGGUGUGUGUGAGAGCGGGAGAUAAAUGUGUAAAGGCGGCACAGACAAGAUCCAACACGCAGUGAUGAGUCAGCGUGGUGAAGGUGAAGAAGAAAGAAAACGAAAGAAAAAAAAAAAAGUAGCGGGAAGGUGGUUUUUUUUGUGGGUGGAGACAUUCUUUGAGUUUUGGAGGGAAAGUCUGGCGAGCUUCAGGGCGGUGCUAGCGAGUUUUAUAAAAACUUUUUUUUUUACCACAAUUGGACACAAGAUAUUUUAAACUAAAUUCUAACUUUUUGCAGGUUAAUGAUAAAUCCGUCAAUCAUCUGAAAACGUUAAAGAAAAAAAACCUCUCUUUGUAUUAUUAUUUGAAGUUCAGCUUUUAGCAAGAUCACAUAUCUAUUCUUGAGUAUUUUGUCAUCAAACCUCAGAUGAUUUCUCCUGCGCUUUGAACUAAUUGAUGAUUUUUUUUUUUCUUUCUUUGUGUGGUUGUUUGUGAUCUCAGACUUCAACAUGCACUGCAGUCUCUGGUGAGAAAGUAUUUAUUUUUGUUUAGUUAAAAAAAAAAAAAAAACCUUAAAAACUGGAGCUGAAGAUCAUAGUCGGUCUGCAGAUCAGUGUUUUUUUUUCAAUUUGUGUAUUGUCACUCUGAAUCCGUGCUUGAAAACGCUCACACUGAACUUUAAACAGCUUUUAAAAUUAAAACGUAAUAUUCAAUACAUUUAUGUGUCCAGUUUGGGACAACUUACACCAUAAAACAUAUUAAUAACAACAUGUAAACAGAUUUGUUGUCCCAAACAAAGCGCAUUUAUAUGUUUGAAAACGACGGGAGCAGCCUUAAAGAGAAGCUGCCCUCAUUGUAAAUAAUAGAGAUAGAUGUUCUACACUGUAAACUGUUAUUGCCACUUUUUUUUUUUUUUUUUGAUUGUAUGUGGGGUUUUAUUUCUCAUCAUGAUAAAAACAUUUUCUGAGAUGCUUUCUUUUGUUUUAUUAAUGUUUACAAAAAGGUCCUGUACAAAUCUGCAGAGAUUUAAUAAAUAUACCCUCAGUAAAA
Messenger RNA from Seriola aureovittata, 4869 nucleotides. RefSeq names its product carcinoembryonic antigen-related cell adhesion molecule 6. The transcript is spliced from 10 exons. The record is from RefSeq and is a predicted model, not a curated record. Bases 114 to 1733 code for a protein of 539 amino acids. Lineage: Eukaryota; Metazoa; Chordata; Actinopteri; Carangiformes; Carangidae.